Dreissena polymorpha is the source of this 637-nucleotide messenger RNA. Its product is annotated as immunogenic protein MPB70-like. The record is from RefSeq and is a predicted model, not a curated record. The coding region runs from base 211 to 621 and encodes 136 amino acids. Lineage: Eukaryota; Metazoa; Mollusca; Bivalvia; Myida; Dreissenidae. The transcript is spliced from 2 exons.
UCUGCUUUUUUCUCAACGUUAUGGGGAUUCCGGAAUAACUGUACUGUCUGAGCGCUUUAACAUCUGUUACUUCCUAGAGAUGACCUUAUCAACGUGAGUGCCAUUGAAAGCAGUGACUGUGGAGUGGCUAUACAAUGGUCGGUACAGUGGGCACAGUCGUAAGGUCUCUAUCUAGCAUUCUGAUUUUUAGCUUAACUUGCAAAAUCGGAAAUGCUGCAACAUUUGGCGAUUUUGUUGGCGGUAUCGAUUGGCGGGUGUCGGGCUCUCAGCACUGUACAGACGCUUGCGGGGGACCCACACUUCUCCACCCUCGUCUCCUUGGUGACACAGGCCGGCCUCGCGGACACGCUUAACAACGGAGUUUUCACAAUAUUCGCCCCAAAUAACGCAGCGUUUGACAAACUUCCGGCCUCCGUCCUGCAGGCGUUGCAGACAGACGCCGCUCUCCUCAAAAGUGUUCUACUGUAUCACGUGGUUGCGGGCCGAGUGAUGCGGGCAAAUAUGACAGGUGAACACAAAGAGACAUCCGUUCAGGGAAAGCCAAUCAGAAUCAACUUCUACAACCUCCAUGUACGUCGCUCUAAUAUAUCAUGUACAUGUUUUAUUCCAUGUGUUGAUUAAAUGUACGGUGUCGAUA